Molecule: messenger RNA, 1774 nt
Organism: Dermacentor andersoni
Lineage: Eukaryota; Metazoa; Arthropoda; Arachnida; Ixodida; Ixodidae
Biological process (GO): protein processing
Cellular component (GO): plasma membrane
Molecular function (GO): metalloendopeptidase activity
Source: RefSeq, a predicted model, not a curated record
CUCUGUCGCCGGAUUAGGCUGCUUGUGGUAAUCGUUCUUUCGCCGGUGUGAACGAACUGCUCGUACCAGCGGAAAAAAUCCGCGCGACAAUCCAUUCUGGAACGAAACCCUCCGACGUUCGUAUACAUUAGGCUCACAUGAGGCAAGGCGCCAGCGCAGUGGCGGCGGCAAACAAUGCCACCAUGGACUCGCUAUGAGGCAACAUCAUCAAACGUCUUGCCAUUCUUAUUCCUGAGGUCGUAUAGAGAGUUGUUAUUGCCGAUGUAACAUGAUAUAAUGGUCGGUGGUGGCAAAUAUAGGGAAACGUGUCUUGAUGCCAGGCAUGGGCGAUCACGUACGCCUGAUGUCAGCACUUAGAGGUACGUAAACCUCCGAAGUCUGUAAUCCGUAUGACUCCCGCAUACCACUCACGCAAGAACAUUCGCGUAGGCUCGGUUGCCUCCUUGUAAAGACCAACCUGUAAAGAGCACCGACUAAUGGCCCGCGCGUGGCGCAGGUAUAUCCGGUCGUUCGUGUCUAAAGUCUACCGGGUGGACGUAGUAUCUCUGUGCCGUUACAACCAUGCCCUCCUAAAGAUGGCUAUUGCAGCUGCGUCACUAAACGAGCCAUUCUUCUAUCACAACGGUAUCGCUGCCAUGCUGUACGGUGGCCUGGGAUUCUUGUACGCGCGGUGCCUCUUGUGCGCCCUGGAUGCGGUGGCUCAAAUCGCCGACGCGGCGGGGAGGAACACGCCUGUGGCCGGUGGCUCGGACCACCUGGAAAAGGCCCUGCACUGCCAGCGCCAAGAGGUCGACCAAGAGACGCUGUACCCCUUCUUGCCGGCGCUGGAGGUGGCUCACGCAGCAUACAUUAAGGCGCUGAACGGACGCGAGGACACGCGGCUGAAAGGCAUGGAGCAGUACAGCGGGGAGCAAGUGUUCUUCCUAACCAUGUGCCACACUCUCUGCGAAGUGGACGGCCGAGGAAGCGCCUGGUCACCGGCAUGCAACGCAGCCGCCCGAGAGUUCAAGCCGUUCGCGAAAGCGUUCCGCUGUGCCGGCGGGUCUCCUAUGAACCCGAAGAAGAAGUGCAAUUUUUUCUAGCACCGACACCGCACAAUGCCCAGCGCCGCUUGCUGCGUACCAGGGACACUGUUCGAGACACUGGGGGCAUGAUGUGCUUUAUAGACGCCUAUAAUUGCUUUUUUCAUUGUUGUUCUAGCGUUCUCGUUUUCAGUGCCACUCGUUAUAGCUCGAGAAAUUUAAACGGUGCAGUUAUGUUGCCGCUAUUUUCUCACAUUGAAAUGCCACUUGUAAGCUUUCUAUAUUCACAAUACGUCAAGUAUGCACAGCUUCACUGGCCUGACGCCUGCCAUCGUGUUGCUACUUUUCGCAUGUGUGAAAUUUCGCACGAACUUUCAUGCUUAGUUGUGAUUUGCCGAACGUUUGCGCAUCAUUGCCCUGUGGUGAUCAGAGGCGCGCCGUGUUUUAGAAUGCUGCCAAGAUCCCUCAUCUCUUGCGUCUGGCGAGAUCAAACAAGUAAAAAUUGCGUGUCUGGGCCUCGCCAGCUUUAACUUACGUUGCGAUUGUAGUUACUGCAUAAAUGCGUACAUUUACUCCAAGUCCAUUUGUAGGAGCGCUUACGAGUGCAGUUGCAGAUUCAAAUGAAUAUAACUUCCCAGUUGCUUAGAAAACGCCGCAAGACUUCUCGGCUAGUGUGCGCACUACCGUUCGUACACCGGGCUUUCGACUGCAAAGUUUUGUAAUAACUACAUUCAUACAAAUCGAAAAUAAAG